AUGGCCUGUAGAACCAACUGAAAUUUACGAAACAAAAGUCGAAUCUGCAAAUUUGGUAAUGGCCAAUUUAAUGUUCAAAGCGAUCGCGAGCUACCCCCAUAAAUACCGGGGGCGAGGUGGCGCCCAAGGGGCGCCCCCUUUGCAUACCAAGCAUAGCAACCUGGAACUACCAACCAUAGCAACACGAUGCCGUGUAUCCUACGAAGCCGGGUGGGCGAGUUAG
Messenger RNA from Cetraspora pellucida, 223 nucleotides. The record is from the annotation of a GenBank genome assembly. NCBI's taxonomy places the organism in Eukaryota, Fungi, Glomeromycota, Glomeromycetes, Diversisporales, Gigasporaceae.